Messenger RNA from Octopus sinensis (East Asian common octopus), 4033 nucleotides. RefSeq names its product peroxisomal acyl-coenzyme A oxidase 3. Bases 123 to 2324 code for a protein of 733 amino acids. Gene Ontology annotation, molecular function: FAD binding; fatty acid binding; pristanoyl-CoA oxidase activity. Gene Ontology annotation, biological process: lipid homeostasis; fatty acid beta-oxidation using acyl-CoA oxidase. The record is from RefSeq and is a predicted model, not a curated record. Gene Ontology annotation, cellular component: peroxisome. NCBI's taxonomy places the organism in Eukaryota, Metazoa, Mollusca, Cephalopoda, Octopoda, Octopodidae. The transcript is spliced from 14 exons.
CCCUUGUCUCCAGCUCUCGAUCUGUUUGUAUAUUAAUAACCUCCCUCUUCUUCCUUCACUCUAAUUACACACAAUUACUAAUUAACAGUUACACUUAACGAAGUUCAGCCUUUGUAGCAACAAUGACGCCUUCUCCUACGAGCCAAGGCAUCCUGGAUAGCAUCCAAAAUGUUACUCCCGACAUGGAAAUAGCCUAUGCUGGAUUCGAUACAUCGGAUGAAGAAUUAAUAGACCAACUUGUGCCGGACUUCCAGCCGGGAGGACCUCUUGCGCCAUACAGACAAAAGGCUUCAUUCAACUGGAAAAAGAUGAUGUUUUUCUUAGAUGGAAAGUCUGUUAUCAAAUUUAAGAACACAGUGUUUGAAACGUUGGAACAAGAUCCCCUGUUUGAUCGAUCACAGGAAGUUGAUAAAUCCCUUGAAGAGCUAAGGGAAUUGUCAUUUCUUCGAGUUCGGCGCCUUUUUGAAUAUAAUUUUCUCUCUGAUGAACUCCUCUUUAAAAAUCCGCUCUUUGCCUGGAUAAUGAUUGGGUGUAUCCUGAUGUAUGACACUGCUCUCUCACACAAAUACCAGCUCAACGUAAAUAUGUUUGCUGGAGUUAUUCAAGCAAGUGGAACUGCCAGACACCAGAGUUUUGUGGAGAAAUGUAAAAAAUUUGAAAUAUUUGGUUGUUUUGCCCUCACUGAGAUGGGUCAUGGCAGUAACACAAGAGCCAUACAAACUGUGGCCACCUAUCAACCCUCAACACAGGAAUUCAUACUGAACACACCACAAUUGGAAGCUACUAAAAUGUGGGUUGGUAACCUUGGUAAACAUGCAAGCCAUGCUGUUGUCUAUGCUCAGUUGCACACUCCAGAUGGUGUGAACCAUGGACUUCAUACUUUUGUUGUUCCAAUCAGAGAUGUACACACAAUGAAAGCAUUACCUGGAGUUCUGGUUGGUGACAUGGGACAUAAAAUUUCAAUUAAUGGCCUCGACAAUGGGUUUGUUUCUUUCAACAAUGUGAGAAUACCGCGGGAAAACUUACUCAAUAAGAGUGCAGAUGUCACUGUAGACGGACAGUAUGUGUCACCAUAUAAGAAAAGCAAACGGUUCAGCAUUUCCUUGGCUGUUCUUUCAAACGGUCGAGUUGCAAUCACUGGGUUUGGAGCAACACUCUUGAAGAUGGGGUUGACUAUUGCAAUACGUUAUUCAGCUGCACGGCGCCAGUUUGGACCAAAGGAAGAUGAAGAAAUACCAAUUCUAGAAUACCCAUUACAACAAUGGCGCUUACUUCCAUAUUUGGCUGCUAACUAUUGUCUGGAACACUUUAGUAAAUCUCUUUUUAGUGAACUUGUAAAAGUUCAUGUUGGACACAUGUUUGGGGACCAAAGUGAUUACAUGUGGGGAUUAAUCCGUGAAAUACAUGCGCUGUCAUCUGCUAGCAAACCUCUGGGAAGCUGGUUAGCUCGAGAUGGACUUCAAGAGUGCAGAGAAGCUUGUGGUGGAAAUGGCUAUCUUGCUGUGAAUCGUUUAGGAGAAUUACGAGGCAGUAAUGACCCAAACUGUACAUAUGAAGGAGACAACAACGUCUUAUUACGUCAGACAAGUAAUUAUCUUCUCAGUCUCUUUGAUGAGAAACUCAAGAAUCCAGCAACAAUCAUCAGUUCUCCUAUAAAGUCUGUUGAUUUCAUUAAUGAUUAUGAACAAAUUCUUCAAACUAGAUUUGAAGCUAGAUCUAUAGAAGACUGCAAGAAUCCCCUGAUAUCCUUACAUGCCUAUCAAUGGCUAGUCUGCAAGUUGCUGGUGGAGUGCAAUGACAAGAUCAGAAUGGAGUCUGAACUUCAGAGCUGCAUGUUUGAUGCCAUAAAUAACAGCCAAGUGUACCAUUGUCGCAGCCUGUCACUGGCCUACAUAGAACUGACUGUAAUGAAAGUGUUUUAUGAAUUUCUAAUGAGACAGCAACAAGAAUCACCCAAUAGUCAAGAAUUGAUCCACGUCCUGACGAAAUUAGUCAGCCUUUAUGGUUUAUGGAGCAUUGACAAACACAUGGCAGCAUUAUACCAAGGAGGUUAUUGUAGUGGAGAACUCCCAGUCAAGUGGAUCCAUUGUGCCAUCUUGGAAUUGUGUGGGGAACUGAAGGAUGAAGCAGUGGCUCUUGUUGAUGCUGUGGCCCCCACUGAUUUCAUUUUGAACUCUCCUAUUGGACAUUCAAACGGAGAGAUUUACAAGAAUUUGUACAGUGCCAUGACACAAGGAAAACAUGUGUUUGAGCGGCCAGAAUGGUGGAAAGAAUUUUCCAGUCCUAUUACUGUUGGUUCUUUACCAACAAAGAGCAAACUGUGAUGAUGUUGACGGGGGCCAUUGCUUGCUGUUAUAUUAACACAGAAAUAUUGUUAAACCCAAGAAAUAUAUAUUUUUUAUGACCUGUUCUUCAAAUUUUACUUUGUUAAACUAAAUAUAUUGCUUAUUGUCAUCAACAGAUCUUGUUUUAAAUUCUUAUUAUUGUUUUCAGUCAUUAGCCAUACUGGAGCACCGUCUUUGAGGUGUUUCAGUUGAUUAUUGUUGUGAAGUAAACUUAUUAACUAUAUGGCCUUGAUAGGUUUUUAUAAAUAAUUUAUAAAUCAUUAUUGAACCAACUCACCACCAAACAAAAAAAUGUAAAAUUUUUUAAAUGAAGUGCACUUCUAUUUUUUUUUUCAUAAUUUUUAUUCUUUGAUAAUUUUAAUAUUAAAUAAUAAAAGAUUUAGUGGGAUUUUGAUAAAUUAAUUCAAGUUUCACCUGGAGGUAGACCAGUAAGGAGUAACCUCUUUGACUCCACCCCACUAAUAACCAACCACUUGUCCUCACUGAAACUGUUCUAAACACCCACCCCUUUCACACAUUAAGUCUUGUCUACAGUUGAUAUCUGUUAGAUAUAGCAUUACUAUAACCCAAAGGUUUCUGGUUCAAUUUUUAGUUAUUGUUGUUAAUUCUUCUCUUGACACCUGGCCCCACCAUGUACUAUGUAAAUUACUUUCUUUAUAAAAGAAUCAUCACCUGUAAUUUCUCAUUUCUAUCUCAUGAAAUCAAAUGGCCGAGAGGCUAAUGCAGGGGUCCCCAAACUUUUUAGAUCAUCAACCCCUUCAUGGAAUCCUUGAGCCCUCAUCGACACUCCCAAGCAUGUACAAGAAGAUAAAUAGAUAAUAAUUAAGUAGAUGUGCAUUUAUCAACCCCUUGAAUAGUUCCAUCAACCCCCUAGGGGUUUGCAGGGACCACUUUGGAGACCCCUGGCCUAAUGUAUUGUAUGACUGACUCCUAUGGUUAGUUCAGUAUACCACAUUACUUUAGCAGAUCCUGGUUCUAAAGAAGGUGUAGUUUAACUGAUGUGUAACAUUCCUAAAAUGGGUCCUGGCACUAGGAAAGGCUCAGUUUAGAUGAUAUCACAUGAUAGAAAGCAAAAAAAACAGAACAAUUUAGAACAAUAAAAGAAAAAAAAAUAUUUACCUUUGAACUAAUCAUACUCUCUCUGCUUAGUGCGGUGGUGGUGGUGAUGGAGGUAGGGGUGGUGAUGAUUAUGAGAAUAUUAAUUAUUCCUAAUUUGUGCAAAUGAGUUCCCGAAUAAACACUGAACGUUAUGAGUAAAAGCACUUUGAUGUUUAACACUUUGACAUUUAAACAAGCCAGAUCCAGACCAAAUAUUCCACACUGGACAGAGCUCAGCUCUCAAACCUACCUUGCAAUGUUGUUCUAAAAAGACAAAAAAAAACAACAAUUACAUCAUUAAUUCUCAAAGCUGCGAGAUAAUGCAUGAUUAAUUAAAAACAAUUUGAAUAAAUAAGAAUUCCCUUUGACUAAUUAACUUGAGUGUUAAAGGUGUUAAAUUAAAAUUAGGUUGAUUAAUUCUUAUAUUGUAACAACAGAGUUUUUCAAGAUCUGUAAUUUUCCAAACUCCAUUCAUGUUUCCAAGUGAUUCUGUUUUCUUUGACAGUUCAGUCUUUACAAAAUCAAAAAUCUUGUAUAUUUUUCUAAUCUGUUAAAUAUAUUCAGCUUUAAAUAAAAAGACAAAAUAUAAC